UGAUUUUUGUAUACUCGGACAAACAAACUCAACCCACUCAGCUGACUCUCACCUUCGUAAACCAAAACCUCGAGCUUCAUCAAUGGCGAAUCGCGUUCUCCACGCUUCACUCUUCAUCUCCUUCUCUCUCCUCUUCCUCGCAGUAUCUUCCGCUGUUGCCUCUUCCGAUGCACCCUUCAUUGUCGCUCACAAGAAAGCCACUCUCAAGCGCCUGAAAUCUGGUGCCGAACGCGUUCUUGUUUCCAUCGAUAUCUACAACGAAGGAUCUGCGACGGCGUAUGAUGUAAGCCUGACUGAUGAGAGCUGGCCUGAAGAUGCUUUUGAUAUCAUAGAUGGCAAAACCUCUAAUUCAUGGGAGAGACUUGAUGUUGGUGCUCUUGUUUCACACUCUUUUGAGUUGGAAGCCAAAGUGAAAGGAAAGUUCCAUGGUGCACCAGCUGUGAUCAAAUAUCGUGUUCCAACUAAAGCUGCUCUCCAGGAAGCGUAUUCCACGCCAAUCUUUCCUUUGGACAUCCUUGAAGACAGACCCCCAGAGGCUAAAUUCGAUUGGGCUAAGAGAUUGCUGGCUAAAUAUGGUUCUUUAGUCUCAGUUAUUUCCAUAGUCUCUCUUUUUGUGUACCUUGUUGCAAGCCCAUCGAGUGCUGCCAAAGCAAGCAAGAAGAAACGUUAGUUUCUGCUCAACUGAUUACAGAACUGCUUUGUUUGCAGCUUACCUUUUGUAGUUUCACGAGUUUAGUGCUAAAAAAUUCGCCAUUGAGAAUCUAUGACCAAGUACAUUUGUAAUUGAUACUUUAAAGGUAGGCAGAUAGCUUGGUUAAUUUGCUCUUUUGUAGUACUUUUUACGGCAGAAAUGGUAAGAUGAGUUUGAGUUUGUUCUCAAUUGACAUGUUACUGGCUUACAGCACGUACCAAAUCAUGUACGGCCGAAAGGACAAUAUAAAAGUUGGAUUUUUCUUCA
Molecule: messenger RNA, 958 nt
Organism: Chenopodium quinoa (quinoa)
Lineage: Eukaryota; Viridiplantae; Streptophyta; Magnoliopsida; Caryophyllales; Amaranthaceae
Product: translocon-associated protein subunit beta-like
Exons: 6
Coding region: 83-670 (195 amino acids)
Cellular component (GO): endoplasmic reticulum
Source: RefSeq, a predicted model, not a curated record